Phasianus colchicus (ring-necked pheasant) is the source of this 3061-nucleotide messenger RNA. It is a transcript of the gene DZIP1L, whose product is annotated as DAZ interacting zinc finger protein 1 like. Gene Ontology annotation, cellular component: ciliary basal body; cytoplasm. Lineage: Eukaryota; Metazoa; Chordata; Aves; Galliformes; Phasianidae. The record is from RefSeq and is a predicted model, not a curated record. Gene Ontology annotation, biological process: cilium assembly.
CCUCCCUGCCUGCAAGGAUUCAAGCAGCCUCUCAUUGCUCCCAGCCACUUCUCACUGCUCUGGUCCCAUCCCUGUCCCUACCCUUGUCCCUGCUCCUCAGUUUCUCUCUCUGUCUCUAGCAACAACCCUUUCCAGCCAUGGCAAUGCUGACAGCACCCCCAGCACUCACCAUCCCACCCAACACCUUCUGCUUCCAGCCCCGCUGCCUUGCCAUGGAUCGGCACCGCCUCAGCGCUGUGGAUGUGGAGCGAGUGGCACGGGAGGGGGACGUGGCUGUGCUGCAGGAGCACAUCUCCAACAUCACCUUCUGUAACAUGGAUGGAGAGCGGUGUCCCCACUGCAGGCAGCCGGCCGACCCUGUGCUGCUGACGGUGCUGAGGUUGGCCCAGCUGAGCAUUGAGUACCUGCUGCACUGCCAGCAGCACCUGGCUGAUAGCUUGGCUGUGCAUGCCCAGCACCUGCAGGAUGCCCGUGCACAGCUGGCCCAUGCCCAGGGCCUGGCAUCGGAGCAGGCAGUGAGGCUCCGGGGUGAGAAGGAAGAGAGCAGGAGGUGGAAGAAGCUGGUGGCCACCCAGCUCCUCCUUCAAGCCAGACCCAGUGGCUACUGCAAGGGUGCUGCUGGAGCAGGCAGGUCUCACCCUCGUUCACAGUGGCUCUGCUCCCCAGGCUUUGCAGAGGCCAAGAAGGUGGAGCGUAUGGAGGAGGAGGUUGAGGAGCUGAAGGCGAAACUGCAUGAGAUGCAACAGCAGCUGGCAGCAGGGAGGGAGGCAGAGAAGCUGCGCAGGGAGCAGGAAGAGAAGAGAGCUCAUCAGCGGGAAGUAGAUGACAGGAAUGAUUUUGAAAGGUGGAAGCAGGAGGAGAGGAUGAAGCUGCACGUGGAGAUGGAUGGCCUGAGGCAGCGCUUCCUCACUGAGCUGCAGGAUGCUGCCAGCAGGAGCAGUGCUAUGGAAGGGAAGCUGCAGGAGCUACAGGCCAGAGCAGCAGUGGUGUCUAGCCUGGGGACCCUGCAGGAUGAUGACUCUGAGCUGGAAAGGACAGCAGUGCAGACCAAGCUGAUGUCUGCAAAUAAGCCCAAAGUGACCCAGCAGGUGACCAGAGUGGUGGUUUCUGAAGAGCCCUCAGAAGGAUACACAGCAGAUGAUGCUCAGAGUGGGAAGAAGCGGCUGCUGGAAGCUCUGUGGAGAAAACCAAACCUCCUGAAGAAGUUUCGGUGCAUCCUGGAGGAAGCACUGGAGGAAAGGCUGGAGAGCAUGGGGAUUAGCAGGGUUGCAAAGGGGAUCUCCAUCCAGACCUACCAACACCUCCAGGCUGUGCUCAGGCUUCAGCAGCAGCAGAAGGCUAAGAACAGUCCUGGUCUCUUCCAGCUAAGGGAUGAGCUGAUCCAAGUGGUGAUGAGGAGAGUCAGGAAACUCAAGAAGCCCAGCAUUCCUUUGCCUCGACAACUCUCCAUAAUCCCAGGGACAGCUGUGUCCAUGAAAGGGAAGCCCUUGGAGAGACGUCUGGAUGUGAAAACACAGAGACCAGCCAGCGGGAUGAAAUCCCACCCCUGAGCUCAACAUCCCCCGAGCCAGCCAGCUCACCAAUAAGCUCCAGGUAUCUCACGUGAAUGGCCAUGGGGUUGUUCUUGGACAUGAUUUCCAUAUAGUUUCUUCAUACCCAUUAGCAGUACCACAAAGUAGUCCAUGUGCAAGGAGUUCAGAAUUACACCAAUGGAAACUUGGCCAUCGGCUCCUCUCCCAGUUGUUCUUAUUACAAUGAGGAUGAAGUUCUGGGCCCUCAACAAACAAAGUGAAAAAAGAAGCAUGAGAUUUACAAGACACGGAAAUAGAAAAAAGAUCUUCUGUGGGGCAUCCUGAUGCUGCUGGGUUUUGCCAUCUUUGCAAACAUGAGUUGAGCAUCCAGCCCUGCUGCUCCCCUUUACCCUCCCUGUGCCCAUCUUGCAGGUGUCUGCAGUGACCCAGGAGCCUCCCUGGAGGACCUGACCAUCAGUCCCAGUGGCUGGUGACACACAAGGGACCAACACCUUGGUUACCAUUCAGCCAAGCACCGUGCAAAGGAACACUUAGUGCUAAUGAGGAAAUGGGAGUCCUCUGCCAACAGCCACUGGAUGGUGCCACAAGACCACGAACGAGCUGCAAACAGCAUCCUACAGUUCCAGCAUCCUUCAGAGCCCCACCUGCAGUCCCUCCUCCCCUUCUUGAAUCAGUAUGAACCACGACCCAAUGGAUGACAAUUUGCACAUACACAACACUGAGCGAGGCUGGCUCUGCUUGUAAUGCCCACCAGGAGAAAUGAAGCAAGUUUCCCAAAUUUUGUACUUUUCUAGCAUUCUUGCUUUUUCAUUGUUUGAAAAAUACACUUUCUCAGCUGCUCUUCUGUUUUCCAGCACAUUCCACCUUCAGCUCAAACAUAUAUAAUUUCCUAUUACUAGCUGCAAACAUUUGCAAGCGCAUUUAAAUGGCAGGGAUAAGGAAGCCCAGCUGGGCUGAGCAGAACAGGGUGAAUUCGUUUAAGUUCAUCAAAUUGCAAAAGUGCCUGCUAGAUAACAGCCUGCUCCAACACACAAAAACACUCCACACAUUUUGUGAGUCCACGUGUCCCCAGGGAUGCAUGCACCCAGCUGCAUGCCUAUGCACUCCCAUACAGUCAGUCUGUGGCUGCAUACAUUUAGAGGGAAACGUUCCCAUUUUAACCCUUCAAGUUGAAAUAAGAGCAGUACCUGGUUUGUAUUAUUUGUUACAAUGCUAUUGCCAGAUGUGUUAUUUCAUGGGUUGUUUAACAAAUGGUUUUCUUUUGGGUGAGCGUUGAUUGUACUGAGAGCUGCUUUUAAUGAAUUAAAAUCAAGAUGUGAUGUUUUCACCUCAUUCAGAGAAAUGGGAUUGGUGUCUCAGAGGAAGAAAUGAGCCUUUUAUUUUGCUGGGAAAUAGCUGCAGGUUGGGUGAAACUUUGCUCCCAUGCAAGGGUUGGUAGGAAAACUGGCCCACGUACUCACGGGUUGUGCUGAUGUCAUUCAGAACUGAUGGAGAAAGUUAUUUUCUGCCCCAGAGAGCAAGCAGAAGGA